AUGUCGCAAUCACAAAGGAACGGGCCGGAAACUGAUACAAUCGACCUCACGCUCUCCUCCCCAGAGCCAGAGUUUUGGUCUCCAUCACCCACGAGAGAACAAAUACGCGCGCCUCCGCAGCAAUCUCAUCUAUCUUUUGGACCGACUUACAAUACGUCACGCGUCAAGCAGGAGUCUGGUCAUGUUCCACGAAUUAAAUCAGACCCAGGUCAGCCAUCACACAUCCAGACCACAUCUGCCCAACCAUCACGUGGCAUGAUGAGUUUUGGCCAAUCAGCCACUUCUAGCCGGAAUCUUGUAGCUCCACAGCAAGCCCGGCCGAUCAAUCCCAGUCACAUCCAGUCGAUAAUUUCAACAGUCAGCCCAUAUGUAUUGCAAACAGUAUUGGUAGAGCUCUGUCAAAUCUCGCCUGCGUUCUCUGGCGCGCUUGUACGAGGUCUAGCACCGCACUCGACUUCCGCACGGAACAUGAUUAACCAACACCGAAUGGAAAUCGAUAGAAAUUUUGCUUAUGAAGCUAUGAAUACCACAUCAAGUUCUGGCCGUUACACCUCUCAAGGGAACCAAAGAAGUUAUAUCAGACAACAUCCCUACGGCUCCCAUACGAUACCGCGAAUAAAACGCGAGCCACACAGACCUACAACCCCUAGCUCUGAUAGCGAGUUACGUCGUCCUGGUCCUUCUUCGCAGAAAGUAGCGCUUCCAGCUGCAACACGGCUACCGUUACAUCAUUUGACUGGAGGCUCACCCUCUUCCAAUAUCACCUCAAAUGCAGCUACCGUAACUCAGCGAACAGAUGAAGUCCAGAAGACGACUCCAAAUGUAACCAAAACUUGCACCAAGUGCCAUGAGUCGUUCUCAGGUGAUGAAGAGCCCUGUAUAUACCAUCCAGGGAGGAAAAUCAAGCAAGAAGACGGAACAAUAAUUUGGAGCUGUUGUCAGGAGGACAUGCUAUCUGUCGGUUGUGACUUUGGAGGAACUCAUAUCACCCAGUAUCACGAGCCUAAAGACAUGCCCACUGAGCAGGAAAGCUUGAGCGGGUCUUCAGCCUCCCAUAAUAAUUACGAGAAGCCAUUUAAGAUACUGGGUAGGCCCUCUACCGGAAGCAGGGGCGGUUUUGGUUAA
This is a messenger RNA of Bipolaris oryzae ATCC 44560, 1125 nucleotides long. RefSeq lists its product as uncharacterized. The transcript has a single exon. The record is from RefSeq and is a predicted model, not a curated record. NCBI's taxonomy places the organism in Eukaryota, Fungi, Ascomycota, Dothideomycetes, Pleosporales, Pleosporaceae. Bases 1 to 1125 code for a protein of 374 amino acids.